AUGGCUCCCGUGCUCUCAUUCAUCGUUGGCUCGCUGUUGGCUGUGAGGGCCUUCGCAGAGCCAUUCGAGAAGCUUUUUGACGUUCCGGAGGGAUGGAAGCUUCAAGGUCCGGCAUCGGAUGCACACACGCUCAAGCUCCAGAUCGCGCUCCAGCAAGGCGAUACUGCGGGCUUUGAGCAGACCGUCAUGGACAUCUCCACCCCCUCAAACGCAAAGUACGGACAGCACUUUGAGUCCCACGAGGAGAUGAAGCGCAUGCUUAUGCCCAGUGAGGAGACCGUUUCCUCCGUCUCCUCCUGGCUCAAGGCUGCCGGUAUCGAGAACUUCCAGACCGACGCCGACUGGGUGACCUUCAAGACGACCGUCGGCGUUGCCAAUGAGCUCCUCGGAACUAAGUUCUCCUGGUUCGUCAGCGAGGAGAGCACCCCUCGCAAAGUUCUCCGCACGCUCGAGUACUCUGUCCCUGACGAGGUUGCUGACCACAUCAACCUCGUUCAACCGACUACUCGGUUCGCGGCCAUCCGUGCAAACCACGAGACAGAGCGCGAGAUCUUCGGCAUCGCGCUCGCUUCUUCCCCCAACGUGACUGUCAACUGUGAUGCUUCCAUCACUCCCCAGUGCUUGAAGCAGCUCUACAAGAUCGACUACACUCCCGACCCCAAGAGUGGUAGCAAGGCCGCUUUUGCUUCUUACCUUGAGGAGUACGCGCGCUACAGCGACCUUGCCCUUUUCGAGAAGAACAUCCUUCCCGAGGCUGUGGGCCAGAACUUUUCCGUCGUUCAGUUCAACGGUGGUCUGAACGACCAGGCCUCUAGCGAUGACAGUGGCGAGGCCAACUUGGAUUUGCAGUACAUGCUCGGUCUUGCCCAGCCCCUGCCUGUCACUGAGUACAGCACUGGUGGACGUGGCCCAUGGAUCGCUGAUCUCGACCAGCCUGAUGAGGCUGACAGCGCCAACGAGCCUUACCUCGAGUUCCUUCAGUCGGUGCUCAAGCUCAAGCAGAAGGACCUUCCCCAGGUCAUCUCCACCUCUUACGGCGAGAACGAGCAGAGCGUGCCCAAGUCUUACGCUCUUAGCGUUUGCAACCUCUUUGCUCAGCUUGGUAGCCGUGGUGUCUCUGUCAUCUUCUCGUCUGGUGACUCUGGUACCGGAUCCGCCUGCCUUUCCAACGAUGGCAAGAACACUACCAAGUUCCAGCCUCAGUACCCCGCCGCCUGCCCAUUCGUCACCUCCGUCGGCUCAACUCGCUACCUCAACGAGACUGCUACUUUCUUCUCCUCUGGUGGUUUCUCCGACUACUGGAAGCGUCCCAGCUACCAGGAUGAUGCCGUAAAGGCAUACUUCCACCAACUCGGCGAGAAGAACAAGCCCUACUUCAACCGCCACGGACGCGGGUUCCCCGACGUCUCGGCGCAAGGCUUUGGAUACAGGGUCUAUGACAAAGGUUCUCUCAAGGGAUACCAGGGUACUUCUUGCUCCGCUCCCGCGUUCGGCGGUAUCGUCGCUCUUCUCAACGACGCACGUCUAAGGGCCAAGAAACCAGCUCUUGGUUUCUUGAACCCCCUACUGUACUCCAACCCUCAUGCGCUCAACGAUAUCGUUCUUGGUGGCAGCACCGGCUGUGAUGGUCAUGCGCGCUUCAACGGCAAGCCAAAUGGUAGCCCUGUCAUCCCGUACGCAAGCUGGAACGCUACUGCGGGAUGGGACCCGGUUUCCGGAUUGGGUACACCCAACUUCCCCAAGUUGCUCAAGGCUGCUCUGCCCGCUAGGUACAAGGCUUAG
This is a messenger RNA of Alternaria atra, 1782 nucleotides long. RefSeq lists its product as uncharacterized. Lineage: Eukaryota; Fungi; Ascomycota; Dothideomycetes; Pleosporales; Pleosporaceae. Gene Ontology annotation, molecular function: tripeptidyl-peptidase activity; serine-type endopeptidase activity. Gene Ontology annotation, biological process: proteolysis. The record is from RefSeq and is a predicted model, not a curated record. Bases 1 to 1782 code for a protein of 593 amino acids. The transcript is spliced from 2 exons.